CGCCCCCCCUCGCCCCGUGCCGGCCCGGCCUGCCGCGUCCCCAACGUCUGCUGGGGGGCCCUUACCUCUUCUGCAUCCCCCCCUUGCCGCCCGUCCGCCUGGAAGCCCGCUUUGGGGGAGACUGGGGUGAGGGGGGUUCCGUGGAAUGAAGCCUGGCCUGCAGGUGAUAGCACAGACCACUGACGGCUGCCCCGCUGGUGGCCGGUCCCUCCUCUCACACCUGGAGAAUGGGAGCCGGUGUCCCGGAGAAGGGUGAUGAGAGGGUCUGAUCCUUAGUAGGAAAUCGUGGGCUCGUCCUUUGCCAUUGCCCCACUUGAGUUUCUCCAUCUGUGAUUUGGGCUGAUGACUUCUAAUUCAUGACCUAGACCAAGAAGGGCUUAACACGUCAGUGCAGGGUGCAGCCUGUUGGUCGUCCUGUUGGACAGAGCCAGCGACGGAGCCAGCCUCCCCACCCUCACCGCUUGGGACCUGGGCCUCACAGCCCUCCACCCAGAUCCCAGGUGCACCCUCUUGGCACCUUUGCAUGCUCAUGCCCACACACAUUCUCCCAGGUCUCAGGCACCUGCCAGAUAGCAACACCAUGAGCUUCGUGGCGUAUGAGGAGCUGAUCAAAGAGGGUGACACGGCCAUCCUGUCACUGGGCCAUGGUGCGAUGGUGGCAGUGCGUGUGCAGCGGGGGGCACAGACCCAGACCCGGCAUGGCGUCCUGCGGCACUCAGUAGACCUCAUCGGCCGCCCCUUCGGCUCCAAGGUGACCUGUGGUCGAGGUGGCUGGGUGUAUGUGCUCCACCCCACGCCUGAGCUCUGGACACUGAACCUGCCACACCGCACCCAGAUCCUCUACUCCACUGACAUUGCUCUGCUCACUAUGAUGCUGGAGCUUCGGCCUGGCUCUGUGGUCUGUGAAUCCGGCACUGGCAGCGGCUCCGUGUCCCACGCGCUCAUCCGCACCAUCGCGCCCACGGGCCACCUGCACUCGGUGGAGUUUCACCAGCAGCGGGCAGAGAAGGCCCGGGAGGAGUUCCAGGAGCACCGAGUGGGCCGCUGGGUGACGGUGCGCAACCAGGACGUAUGCCGCAGCGGCUUUGGUGUGAGCCACGUGGCUGAUGCUGUUUUCCUGGACAUCCCGUCUCCUUGGGAGGCUGUGGGCCACGCCUGGGACGCCCUCAAGGUUGAAGGUGGGCGCUUCUGCUCCUUCUCGCCGUGCAUCGAGCAGGUGCAGCGCACGUGCCAGGCGCUGGCGGCCCGCGGCUUCUCAGAGCUGAGCACCUUGGAGGUGCUGCCCCGGGUGUACAGCGUGCGCACCGUCAGCCUGCCCGCGCCCGACCUGGGGGCCGGUCCGGGCCCCGACGCCGGCCCCGACGCCAGCCCCUUCCGCAGUGGCACACCCAUGAAGGAGGCCGUGGGCCACACCGGCUACCUGACCUUUGCCACCAAGACCCCCGGCUAGCUAGCGGGCCUCCCCGGAGCCCAGGCAGGGAGGUGUGGCUCAGCCAGAGGCCGCCUUAUACGGGCAGCGGGCUACCGCCGCCGGGCCGGGCAUGUUUAGAGGGCCGGGGGGGGGGGCGGGCGCCCGAGGGGGGGGCGGGCAGGGCGGGGGGGGCCCCAGGGGGCGGCUCCAGGAAGGCCUCCUGCCCCAGUCACUGCUGGGCUCUGCUUCCCCGAGCUGCUGCUGUUCUUUUUGCCACAGAAAAUCUCCACCGUCGCAAGCUCUUCUGGGUGUUGAGGCCAAGGGGUGCCCCUUCCCAGGUGGCCCCAAGCUGGCAGGGAAGGGGGAGCAAGGACUCCGAGGAGAGGACCAGGGGCUUGCUGCCCCACUCGGUGUGCGGCCUGGCUCGUCCUCUCCCCGGGGGAAGGCCUGGCGCUGCCCUGGGCACACCCCCCCCCCCACCAGAGCUGCCCGUGCCAGGCCGGCCCGGAGGCCAGGGAGAGGUGGUCUUGCCGUGUGGCCUCGAGCCUGGCCCAGCCUGCCUGGCUCUAUACAGGCCGAGCGGCAGUGUCCUGCGGCCCCUCCUGUUGGAGAGACGGGGGAGGGGAGCCCUGCCCCCCUGCCGAAGUGCCUCCUGUGGCCGCGGUCCCGCCAGAGCCCCUGGCGUGUCAAGAAGCGAGACCGCGGCAUCACUUAGCUGGGAGCCUGAGGAGGGCGGAGAAGUGCUUCAAGCGAUCUGGCUGGCGGUCCUUCUCAGCUGUUUGAACCCCAGCUGUCCAACCCCGGAGCUACUUGGGUGCCCCACCCUCACGGGAGCCCUGGGGACACGGGGGCGCAUCCAGGGGGGAGGGCACCCCUCCAGGGCAGGCCUGCCCCGCUCUCUGGCAUCCGUGCCUGCCACUGCUGCGUGAAGGGCCCGAGUGUCUGCCCUCGGCCUCAGCUGUCAUCAGGAGCCUCAGUUUUCCCUUGUUGGGCGAGAGCCCCAGGGUGCUGUGCUGGCAGGGGCAGGGGGCCGGCCCCUGACCAUGCCUGGCGGAGAAAUAAACACCGUUGCCCCUGCCGUG
Messenger RNA from Herpailurus yagouaroundi (jaguarundi), 2493 nucleotides. It is a transcript of the gene TRMT61A, whose product is annotated as tRNA methyltransferase 61A. Bases 524 to 1450 code for a protein of 308 amino acids. Gene Ontology annotation, cellular component: tRNA (m1A) methyltransferase complex; nucleus. Gene Ontology annotation, molecular function: tRNA (adenine(58)-N1)-methyltransferase activity. NCBI's taxonomy places the organism in Eukaryota, Metazoa, Chordata, Mammalia, Carnivora, Felidae. The record is from RefSeq and is a predicted model, not a curated record. The transcript has 3 exons. Gene Ontology annotation, biological process: tRNA methylation.